Suillus plorans is the source of this 731-nucleotide messenger RNA. RefSeq lists its product as uncharacterized. The transcript has 3 exons. The record is from RefSeq and is a predicted model, not a curated record. Gene Ontology annotation, biological process: C-terminal protein methylation. Lineage: Eukaryota; Fungi; Basidiomycota; Agaricomycetes; Boletales; Suillaceae. The coding region runs from base 1 to 726 and encodes 241 amino acids. Gene Ontology annotation, molecular function: protein C-terminal S-isoprenylcysteine carboxyl O-methyltransferase activity. Gene Ontology annotation, cellular component: membrane.
AUGAGUCUAUUAAAGAUCCCCUUCCUCGUGGCCUCGGCCAUUGGCAUGCAUAUCUCGUUGACUUCUCCCUCGAGUCUGCCCCCGUCAUCUCAAGAGAAGGUGUGGCCAACAUACUGUAGAGAUAUGACACUAACUUCAACCACAUCCAGCCGUGACCAUCUUACACUUAGCUUCAUAGCUUCAAAUGUUGGUUGUCAUAUCUCUACAGUACUGGCCAUGCAUAUAGGUCCUUCGCAGAUUCCAGAGGGCCUCUAUAAUACUAGCGCUGUGCGGCUUUUGUAUGCACUUCACCCCACGCCAAUCACUCCCGCUCUCCUUGCUGGCAGUCUUUUUGUCACGGUGGGUGGCGUGUUGAGACGAUAUUGCAUGUCGACCUUGGGAAAGUUCUGGAGCUUCUGGCUCAGCAUCAAAGAAGAGCACAGAAUCGUGACAAAUGGACCGUAUUCUAUCGUCCGUCACCCAAGUUACACCGGUGUGCUUCUCCAAAAUGUCGGGUUGGUCAUGAUGCAUGGGAGCGAAAGGUCAUGGAUGAGGCAGUCUGGCAUUCUACAACUGCCUUACAUGAAAGUAUCAGCAGUGGUCAUCCUCUGCACACUUACAAUAGGCACUUUGACUAUCAUCAAGCGAUGUUCAGUGGAGGACAAGAUGCUGCAGCGUGCUAUGGGAGAGGAUUGGGCGAAUUGGGCGAAGAAAGUGAAAUAUAGAUUACUUCCUGGAGUCUAUUGAUGACA